Lucilia cuprina (Australian sheep blowfly) is the source of this 2071-nucleotide messenger RNA. RefSeq names its product protein spaetzle 5 (gene spz5). The transcript is spliced from 7 exons. Gene Ontology annotation, molecular function: growth factor activity; Toll binding. Gene Ontology annotation, cellular component: extracellular region. The coding region runs from base 791 to 1927 and encodes 378 amino acids. Lineage: Eukaryota; Metazoa; Arthropoda; Insecta; Diptera; Calliphoridae. Gene Ontology annotation, biological process: central nervous system formation; regulation of Toll signaling pathway; innate immune response. The record is from RefSeq and is a predicted model, not a curated record.
AAUACAUUCAGUUUUAUUUGAAGAUCGGUACGGUAAACAUUGUACUGCGCUAACAAACAACGUUGUUUCCAAGCCAAAUACGAAACCAAAAAAAAAAAUUGAAAUCAAAUAACGUAACGCCGCCACAUAACGUAAGAAAACGUAAACAAAACACACAACGUUUGAUUAACGAGUAAACGAGUGUUUUAACAAUCAAAAAUUGAAUCGAACAAAAUACAAAAUUUUUUAUAUUUCUGUUGGGUUUUUUUCGGUGUGACAUAGUGAUUUGGUUUAUAAUUGUGAGAGCUGUUACUGUUUUCGAAAAAUAACGUGUUUAGAUUUUAAAUCAAUCCACUUUUGGGCUCGUUUAGAUCCGCAGUAAAUGAUAAAUUAAAAUUUUGUCACAUUUCCCUCUUGCUUUAAAUUUCUAAAAAUAAUAAGUAAAAAUAAAAAAUAAAAUAACAACUAAAAUAAGAAAAGAGGAAAAAUAUAAAAAUUUUUAAAUUUGUUAAGCGAGUGUUGUUCGUAAGUUAAAUUGUGCAUACAUUUUUAUUUAGAUCAAAAAAGCUGUUAAAAAUCAAGUCAAAUCCACUUCAAUUAAUUUGAAUUGUAAUUGAAAUUAAAAUAAAUACAAAAAGUGUUAUAAAUACGAAAUAAAAGUAAUAAUAUUCAUCAAAAAGAUCGAUCGAAUUUGUUUCCCUUCAUUAGCAUUCAAUGUAUUAAUGUUGACGACGGCUUGCUGAAAAAAAUCAGGGUGCUUUAGGCGCGUAUCUAAAAUACAAAUGCAGAUACGACGACACAUGUGUAAACAAUGAAGAGUAUUAUUCGUUAUUUUUCUAGUUAUAAUGGAAUUAAUUUUAUUUAUGUGAUAUUAGCUUAUACAACAGUACUUAUUAACUCAGCGACAUCAUCGCCACCAUCCUGUGGACUAUACGGAGCACCGCCAUGUCGUUUUUUACCGGCACCACCUGGUCAGACUCCUUCAUGUGCUCGUCCAGGUAAAACCUAUUGUGAGCACAUAGACAACUACCCAGCAUAUCUCAUUAAACAUCUCGUACACAAAUGGGGUUAUGAGGCCAAAAAUUUAUUAGUUGAUGAAACGUGGGAUGAUUUUGCAACAGUUGCGUGGCAUGACACACCCGUAUUUUAUGAUCCAGCUUAUAUUUUCCCUCAGCAUAAUAAUAAUGGUAAAGAUUUUAAUGGAUACAACUAUGAGACACCGCCGUAUGGAAGUAGGAAUGGUAAUACCAAUGGCAAUACAAACUACAAUGAUGAUCCAUAUCACUUCUCAAAGUCAUCAACAACUGAAGGUCCCACAUAUCUUUUAUAUACAUCGUCAGCAGGUCAGCGUUUAAACUUUAACAAAAACCAAGUUUCAUCAUUUGCCAGCAGUACAACAAAAUCCACACCCAAUAACCCAACAUUGUGGUUAAAGCGAAUUGUACGUGACUUAAGCAAAAAAUCUUUCUUGAGUAAAGGUGAAAAACCACCGCUUAUAAUUGAUAGCACCGAUGAUUAUGGAGAAGAAGAAUCUUCAACUAAAUCAUCGUCACCUUCGACACGUGAUGUCUCUUUAAACAUGGAUCUCUGGGAUAUUAUGGGAGUGGAGAAAGGUGCAAAUUCGCGUAUUAAACGCCAAAGUCCAGGACGAACUUCACUUUGCCAAACAACUUCUCAAUUUAUUACACCUCAAGCAGCACUAAAUAGUAAAGGAAACUGGAUGUUUGUCGUAAAUGAAGCAAGCACAGCACGUCAGAUGGUUAAAGCCGAAUUAUGCGCGUCAAACACUUGCAGCAAUCUCUGUCAACUGCCCAAUGGUUACAAUUCACGUUGUGAACAGAAAUUUGUGCAGAAACGCUUAAUUGCAUUGCAGGGCAAUGGACAGAAUCUGUAUACAGAUACAUUUUGGUUUCCUAGUUGCUGUGUUUGCACAAUAUCCGCUAAUUAGAAUCUAAUUUACAUUUUAAUUAAUUAUUUUCAUUUUUAUCAUACAAUCCUUAAACAAUUCGAUUACCUAUUAUAUUCAUUACUUUAAAACUAAUAAGGUUUUUUCUAAAAUAUUGUAAAAAAAUUAAAAUACAAAAUCUAAAAU